CUCCUGCUGCUUUCGGCCAAUAGCAAUGGCCGGCCGCCCCUCUCCCUCCUCCCCUGCUCGUCACUUUCUCUAGGAUUGGUGGGCCCACCCUUCCCGGAGGCACGCACGGGCCGGGCUCUCGCGAGGGUAAAGGCCUUUGUUAAAGCCCGGCCACCGACUCACCUUUCUCUCUCUUCUUCACGGCGGCAAAGGUAGAGGAUGCGGGCGGCCGCCGGGGCCAAAGGAGCUUCGCGGAAGGGCCGCCCCGGGUUGCUAACAAUGUUGCUGCUUGGAAGAGGUGAACUUUGAAAAUCCGUUCGCCAAAGGAACGGGCGGGCACUGAACCCCGAAGCCGAGGGCAUCGAAGGCCUGGAAGAAGCGAAAGUCAAAAUAAGACAUUUUGCAGUAUCAGGUAGGAAAAAUACAAGCUGGGAUGAUCUGAUUCUGAGACUCCUCCAAAAAUCUUUUAAUCCACUGCUGUAUGAUGUACAAGGUGUGACCAUUACAUGAGACUAGUUUUUAUUGUCUGACUUGUGGAAGCAGAGAAGUGACCCUAGUGGAAUAUGCUUCACUUUGUAGAAAAAAAAAGUCAGGGGCCAUGAAUCCAUAUUGUAGUUGCAUAGUGUAGAAAAGCAUGCUUUCUGUUGGUAUAAAAAUGAGUGACCGUUACUUAGAACAAAGAAUUCAUAUCAAACUUUGUGUAAAAUUAAACAAAUCUGCCAGUGAGACACUUGAAAUGUUAAAAGAAGCUUAUGGGGAUGAAGUAAUGUCCAGAGCGAGAGUUUUUGACUGGCACAAAAGGUUUAAGGAAGGUAGGGUUGAUGUCCAUGAUGAUGCACGUAGUGGGCGCCCAAUUACUCACAGGACCAAUGAAAAUGUUGAAAAGGUCAGAGAUUUGGUUCGUUCAAAUAGCCGAUUAACUGUGAGAAUGAUGGCUGAACAGUUAUCUUUAGAUAAAGAGACAGUUAGACUUAUUUUGAAAGAGAAUUUGAAUAUGAGGAAAGUUUCUGGGAAGAUCGUUCCCUGUACAGUUUCAGUAGAUGCUGCUGCUGAGGGAGAGAUAAAGUAGGGGACUAUAAGUUGUCAGUUUGCAGGGUUGAUUUAACUUUCAGAGAUUUUUUCCCCCCUAUUCUGUUCAUUUCAUUGCUUAUAGAACCCUAACCUAAAAUAACCUUGACCAUCUUCAAGCCUCAUUAGGUUUUCUUGGUAUGAAAUGUGAAGGUAUAAGUGGAAGUCAUGAUGAGUUGGCAUCUCCUACUUUAUCAUAAUAGAACUAGAUUUUUUUUUAAAUACAUGAGAUGGUUUUGCCUCAUUAAGAUACAGCCCAUACAUCUGAAAGGUUAAUAACAAAUUGCUAAGAUUUGGUAGGCUGUAAGGUCUAAGACUAAUUUAUUGGGAUUAUCUAUUCCAUUAAUUUCCUUUCAUUUUAAAUUUGGUUCAAUGAAUUAGUAUAUUUUCAGUAUUGGUAAAGCAGAAAAAUUAGUUCUUAUAAAAUUGCUAUUAACCAUAGAAAUUGGCUUACAAUUUAUAUUUUAAUUGUCAAAUGUUGAUUUGAUUUUUUUUUUUUUUUUUUUUUGAACAACCAGCAGUUUUAGAAAGGGACUAGAGAGGAUCGUUGUUUUAAUGUUAUGGAUCACUGUUCUGAAAUCAUGUUGAAAGUAUUUCACAUGAAAAGGCCAAAGGACUUAAAAUCAAAUGGCAUAGAACACUAGGAAUGAUCAAGAACUUAGCAUCUCUUGGUCUUCAGGUAAAUGCUUAUACUGAAAUAUUAAUGACUUGGGAUUUUUCAUUACACCAAUGGAAUUAGUUAAUGGCCUCCCUUAAGCUUCACUAAUAGAUCAGCAGGAUUAUCUAGGGAGUAUUGGAGAACUACAUUUGGUCCACUAGGGAUUGAAGUUCACAACUUGUAAAUUGAAAAACGGUAGCAAGUAGCUGUGAGGUCAAUGAGGAAGGCAAGAUUUUAAAAAAUUAUUAAAGAGUUUAGGUAAAAGAACAAUUGGCUGUAAUCUAAAACAAACUAAUAAAUACUGUGUUUUAGCUAGAACUUGUUUUGGUCAGCAAGGUUAUUGUAUAAAGUAUACAGAUAUAACCCAUAGAUCUCUAAGGAACCACAAACUACUAUUUGACCUUUGUUAUCAGUUAAUUGCCAUUAUUUGGAUAUUUAGCUAGAUUCUAGUCUAGUCAUAUCUUCCCUUCCUGAUUUAAUGGUGCAAUACUAUGUUAUUUAUGUUACUAGUUUUUAAAAAUUUGAAACUUGAUACAGAAUUGACUUUGUUCAAGGAUUGAAACACUAACAAAGAUUUCAAGACUCUUAAACGUUUUUAACCUCUUUUAAACUUUCCUGCCCCAUAACCUCAUAAUUGCCUUCAUUUAAACCAUAAAGCAUUUGUACUUUAAUAAUUUUUGUAACAUGCAUUUUCUCCUGUUCUUUUGGCAAAAAUCAGGUUAAAGUAAAUGUUCUCUCAACUGUUGCUAACAAAACUAAAUUUGAAUAGUGCAUGUCACUAACCCUCUCUAGAUUUAAUGUGUAUCUUGAAUAAAUUAUCCCCUUGUUUACAAGCAGAUCUCUACAACAUGUGUAUCUGUAUUUUCUAUUAGACCAUAGCUAUUUUAUCAGUUUGCACUGAUGUAAUUCCCCAUAAUUUUCACAUCAUAUAUUCUGUGUAAUGAAUACUCAGCAUUUGUUUUUUCAAAUGCUUGCACAAUUUGUAAGUAUGACUAGUUGUAUUCAUGACUUAUUCAUAGUGCCUUUACUUGAAGUUUGUGCUUUUUUGUGUCAAGCCUGUUAAAUAUAAUAGAAAAAUUUGAGCUUACACACGAAUUAAAUUUUGUCAAAGUCAUUGGCUUCAGAUUUUAUCUUGUGGUCAAAGGAUGCCAAAUACAAUAAUUAUCAUUGUGAGAUUUAUUAUGAAUAAAUGAUUGAAUUUUUAGUGUUUAAUGUGUUAAAGAUACUGAGCCAGCCAUUGUAUCUUAAGGAUGACCAUUUUUUGUCAAGUAAAGAAAAAUUGUAUCAACCCAAGAGUUAGUUGUUGGAUAACUACUAUAAGUCUAUUCUGAUCAUUUGAGAUAAGUAUGACAAUCUUAUCUCUAAGCCUUCACAAAAUAGUGUUCAUUCACUACCAGCCCUAGCAGGAUAAAUGGCACUUACCUCUAGUUUCUUACAAAACAAAGCGAAUCUGGUAAGAUUAUUUUUUAAACUUAAUUACAUCUUGAGACUUAACUGGUAUUAGGUAUGACCAUUAUCCAAUCAGGUGCUUUAAUUUUGUACUAAUACAUUUCUCGUAAUCUAAACCUGUUAAAUAUCUUUAGCUCAUGGUAACAGUGUAAAACUAAUUUGUUUGGAAACUAAUUUACAUUAAGUUGUGCACUUUGUCAUAAUUAGAUGAACUUUUUUUCAUAUUUUCUUAACAUUGUUGCCUAUUCCUAGUGAUACUGUUCUUUUGUAGCUUAAAGUCUGUUGCACAGUUCCUAAAUUCACCUUUUGGGAAGGAGCAUGGAAACAAUGAAGUUGUAUUUAAUUGUAGUGAAAUAAAAAUAAAGCUCGUACAAAAACUAAA
Molecule: messenger RNA, 3536 nt
Organism: Sarcophilus harrisii (Tasmanian devil)
Lineage: Eukaryota; Metazoa; Chordata; Mammalia; Dasyuromorphia; Dasyuridae
Product: protein GVQW3
Exons: 3
Coding region: 614-1048 (144 amino acids)
Source: RefSeq, a predicted model, not a curated record